This is a messenger RNA of Gastrolobium bilobum, 1694 nucleotides long. RefSeq lists its product as uncharacterized. The transcript has a single exon. The record is from RefSeq and is a predicted model, not a curated record. NCBI's taxonomy places the organism in Eukaryota, Viridiplantae, Streptophyta, Magnoliopsida, Fabales, Fabaceae. Bases 212 to 1585 code for a protein of 457 amino acids.
GGAAUAAAGGCAUGGCAAUGCUUGACAUUUUGUCUUCAUGGUGUGAAGCAAACUAAGGCAAAAGCUUCAGAUUUUCUCACAACUUUUCUUCCCAUGACCUUCUUUCCUCCUUGUGCUUUUCCUUAACCUCAAUUUAUAAGUCUCUUUCCCUUCCUUCUUCACCAUCUUUCUCAAAUAUUCUCUAUCUCGUCUCGUUUCUUUCUGUUCUUCAAUGGAGGGUGCAAUCCACAGCACCAAAAACCAAAAAAUAACUGUUGAACAGAAGAACCAAGAACACCCAAGUAAAUUCUAUAACCGUUUUCUCUACAAAGCUGCCAUAGUUGUCUUCUUCUUUGUUAUUCUUCCUCUGUUUCCUUCAAAAGCUCCUGAAUUCAUCCACCAAUCUAUAUUCACAAGAAACUGGGAACUACUCCACCUUAUUUUCGUUGGUAUUGCUAUCUCUUACGGGCUGUUUAGUCGUAGAAACGAUGAAACAGAGAAAGAGAAUAGCUCAAAGUUCGAUAAUGCACAAUCACUUGUUUCUAGGUUCCUACAAGUGUCAUCAUUUUUCGAGGAUGAAGCUGAAAACCCUACUGCGUUUGACGAACCCAAAGUUCAAACAUGGAGUAAUCAACACCACAGGAAUGAGCCCGUAGUUGUUGUAGCUCCAGAGCCACAGAACUCUGAUUUUGAUGACCAUGGUGAAAAUGAAAAGCCUUUGCUUUUACCAGUUCGAAGUUUGAAGUCUCGUUUCUCAAGCAAUUUGAAUAGAGCUAGAAAUGAAGAACUUGAAGGUUCUGAUAGUCCAAGAGUUGAGGAGAACGUUGUGCUUCAUUCACCAAUUCCAUGGCGAUCGAGGUCAGGAAGGAUGGAACCUAAACAAGAAGUUGACACCCUUUCACAACAACCUUCAAAGCCUUCAAUGGAGGAAUCUCGUGCCUUGAAGUCUCAAACUUCACGUUCCAUAUCUCCUUCACCUGCGUUUUCAUCAGAAUCACUUGUUAAGAACACAGAGGAUUUGAUUAGGAAGAAGUGCUCUUACAAGUCUUGUCCUCCUCCACCUCCACCACCCCCACCAGUUCUGUUUCAGAAAUCAAUGUCCAUGAAUCCAAGGUAUGGUUCAUUCAAUGAACAAACUUCAUUUGUUAAGGAGUUGAAGCGAAGCUUCACAAGUGAGAGAAAUAGCAUGAAAUGGGAUAGUGGGGAUAAGGUGAUGAUGGGAAAAAUUGAAUCAGGAAUAGAAGUGAAGCCAAGAGGCUAUGCUGAUGAAGAAGAAAAUGAAGAAAAUUUCAUGGGGCAUGCAAGUGUGCUUCCAGCUUCAAUGGAAUUUGUAGAUAAAGAGAAAGAAAGCUUUUUUGACAAGGUGAUUGUAGAAUCUGAUGAUGAAGAUACAGAAACAGAGGAUGAAGAUGUUGGAGGAGGAAGAAUCAGUGAGAAUGACAAUAAGGAAAGUUCACCUAUUGUAGAAAGUUUGAAAACAGAUGAAGGACCAGAUGUUGAUAAGAAGGCUGAUGAAUUCAUCGCCAAAUUUAGAGAGCAAAUAAGGCUUCAGAGAAUUGAGUCUAUCAAGAGGAGUACACGGAUUACAAGAAACUCUUCAAGGUAAUCUUGAAGAUCCUUCUGUAUUACGUUAUUUAAAUGAUGGGAUGUAAUUGAAGUGGAUGUUUUAUUUCCACGGUUUCAAGGUUGUAAUUGGGUUCGUGUCCUAUUAAUUU